AUGGCAACUUUCCAAGACUUCCCAUAAUAGCUUUUGGUUUAAAAAAAUAAUACUCUGUACUAUUCGAGAACGACACCGUACUGCUGAUCCUUUUGGUUUAAUUUGGGCUCAUUUGUUGAUGACAUGGCGCAUUGUCCAAGCAUUGAUGACGUGGAAAAUAAUGAUUGGUCACCUGGUUCUUUUAUUGCGUCGGAGAUAUGUAGUGGCUUAUUUUGGAUCUACCCUUGUAUUUACUGGGAGGAAGAGAAUUCGCAGUGUGAAGAAACGGAAUCGACAAUGGAAUUCGGCCGCGCAUUCAAUGCCGCUUCAAUUUUCCUUGUUUUUCUUCUUCUGGUUAGCGUAGUUACUGCUAAGAAAUCUGGCAAUGUUGCGGAGUUGCAGAUCGGUGUGAAGCUUAAGCCAAAAUCUUGCGACCUUAAGGCUCACAAGGGCGAUAGGGUCUCAGUACACUACAGUGGAAAACUUACAGAUGGAACUGUAUUUGAUUCCAGCUAUGAGAGGAAUGAUCCCAUUGACUUUGAACUUGGAAGUGGUCAAGUAAUUAAAGGUUGGGAUCAAGGACUUCUUGGAAUGUGUGUGGGAGAGAAGCGAAAGUUGAAAAUCCCUGCCAAACUUGGUUAUGGCGAGAGUGGAUCCCCACCAAAGAUCCCAGGUGGUGCGACACUUAUCUUCGAUACUGAGCUGGUUGCUGUGAACGGAAAGAAAUCAACAUCUGAUAGUGAACUGUGAUUUCACGAUGUCUCUACACACUGCUUCAAAUUAUUAGCUCAAGAAAGGAGGGAACUUCUAAGGAUCUGUUAAUGUUAGGCUAUCUAUUAGUUAUAUUUGCUUCGUUGAUAAUUAAUAUACUGAAGUAUUGGUCGCUGCCAAAAAUUAAAAUUACACUAGUCUUUUGUCACUAGUUCUUUCUUCUGCGAAAGUUUAAGUGGAUGGACGUUGAACUCCAA
This is a messenger RNA of Capsicum annuum, 947 nucleotides long. RefSeq names its product FK506-binding protein 2. Gene Ontology annotation, biological process: protein peptidyl-prolyl isomerization. NCBI's taxonomy places the organism in Eukaryota, Viridiplantae, Streptophyta, Magnoliopsida, Solanales, Solanaceae. The record is from RefSeq and is a predicted model, not a curated record. Bases 124 to 729 code for a protein of 201 amino acids. The transcript has 6 exons. Gene Ontology annotation, molecular function: peptidyl-prolyl cis-trans isomerase activity.